GUCUUUGAUUGUAGCAUUUUCCCAAUUUGCAUUGAAUGGCUUCGACUUCAGCUGCUGUGCCACCGUGCGCCGAGCCGUCCGCCGUCCCCACGGAGAAGGACUUUUUUACCAGCGAGGCGUCUGGCAAGCGCAUCUUCACCAAGCGAUGGCCCAUCGCAGCCGGCGCCAAGCCAAAGGCGCUCAUGUUCAUCUCGCACGGCGUCGGCGAGCAUUGCCAGCGGUACAACCUGCUCGGCCGCGCGCUCGCCGAACUCGGCAUCCUCGCCUUCUCCCACGACCACUACGGCCACGGCCACUCGGGCGGCCACAAGGUCGACGUCGAGGACUUUUCGCUCUACGUCAAGGACAUUUUCCAGCACUGCGAUGCCGUGACCCAGGAGUUCCCGCGCACCAAGGUCUUCUUGUUCGGUCACUCGAUGGGCGGCGCGAUCGCCAUCUCUGCUGGCAUCACUCGCUCGCACUACUUUGACGCGGUUGUGCUCAGUGCACCUGCCAUCGUCCCGGAUCCGGCCACAGCCACGCCGGUCAAGGUUGCGGCUGCAAAGUUCUUUGCGUGGCUUGCCCCGCAGCUGCAGGUCGGAGCCGUUCCUCCGACGUUUAUCAGCCGCGACCCGGCUGUCGUCGCCGCCUAUGCCGUCGAUCCGCUCAACUGGCACGGCGGCUUGAAGGCCCGCUGGGCGAGCGUUCUCCUCAAGCAGCUCGACGUCAUCCAGGCCGCCAUCCCUGGCAUCGAGUGGCCCUUCAUUGUUCUGCAAGGCACCGAAGACAAGCUGGUCAACUUUGCUGGCGCGGAGACCCUGUACAAUGGAGCUGCCUCAAAGGACAAGACGUACAAAAAGUACGAGGGCUACUACCACGAGCUGCUCAACGAGCCCAAGGAGUAUUCUGAUAUUGUCCUGAAGGAUAUUAUUGACUGGCUCACGCCUCGCAUCUGAGCGGCAAACUUGCUGCUAUUGUUGCUCGCGUUGUGUUUUCGAUUUGUUUGCUCCGUUGGUUUUUUGCAAUCAACGUUACGUCGCUUCCGUUACAGCUUUUGUUCUCCAAUACCGUACAUUCGCGUUUAAUGAUCCUCCAUGUCGUAGCACAAACGACGCUCGGAAAGCGCAUUAAAUAUUCAAACUCAUUGAGCUCACCUGAAUUGGUUCAUUCCUGCUUCC
Capsaspora owczarzaki ATCC 30864 is the source of this 1157-nucleotide messenger RNA. RefSeq lists its product as hypothetical. The transcript has 4 exons. The record is from RefSeq and is a predicted model, not a curated record. The coding region runs from base 36 to 935 and encodes 299 amino acids. Gene Ontology annotation, cellular component: membrane. Gene Ontology annotation, molecular function: lipase activity. NCBI's taxonomy places the organism in Eukaryota, Filasterea, Ministeriida, Capsasporidae.